Iphiclides podalirius (scarce swallowtail) is the source of this 387-nucleotide messenger RNA. The record is from the annotation of a GenBank genome assembly. Lineage: Eukaryota; Metazoa; Arthropoda; Insecta; Lepidoptera; Papilionidae.
AUGAGGGGCACUCGCCAACUGGUCGUGAACGGGUACUCUUUCAUCUGCCGCAGCUACUGUCUCAACCACGUGAAGAAGAAUUGGAAGUGCGCCACACACGCCGACUGCACCGCCAAGGUCCACACCGUGAACGACGACAUCGUCAUACUGAACAACGACCACAACCAUCCCGUCACCUCGAUAGAAUGGAAGCUCUCGCCUUACGUCAAUAGAGGUGGCGACCUCCUCCAUUUCAACGGUUACACGUUCAAUAAGCGCAACCGUUGCGCCGGUGAGAAGACCACGUGGUGCUGCACCAACUACUACACCGCAGCACCAUGCCCCGUCAAGAUGAAAACCCUGGGCCUCACCUCUAAGAUCCUCGAAAUCAAAGGAGAGCACAACCAU